CUUCGGCGGGGCCGCUUGUUUUUUGUGAAUGGAAGGCGGGGCGGCCCCGACUGCAGCGCGCCGCUCCGCGCAGGGCUCCGCGCAGGGCUCCGCGCAGCGCAGCGCAGCGGGCCGCGGAUGCGGAGAGCGGAGCGGCCGAGGUGCCGGCAUGGGCCCCCGCGCCCCAGGCCCUGAGCCGCGCAGCGCGGCGCCGAGCCGCGCAGUGCCGAGCCGCGCAACCUGCGCCGUGGCCAUGUCCGGAGGGGCGAGCCCGGCCCCGGCCCCUGGGAGCCGCCGCUUCGUCUGUGUUGGUGUCCCAAUUAAUGGAUUCUGACAUGGAUUAUGAGAGGCCAAACGUAGAAACUAUCAAGUGCGUCGUGGUCGGGGACAACGCGGUGGGCAAGACCCGACUCAUCUGUGCCCGCGCCUGCAACGCCACACUGACCCAGUACCAGCUCCUCGCCACCCACGUGCCCACGGUGUGGGCCAUUGACCAGUACCGUGUCUGCCAGGAGGUGCUGGAGCGCUCCCGGGAUGUGGUAGAUGACGUUAGUGUGUCCUUGCGGCUUUGGGACACCUUUGGUGACCACCACAAAGACAGGCGCUUUGCCUAUGGCAGGUCCGACGUUGUGGUUUUGUGCUUCUCCAUCGCCAACCCCAACUCCCUGCACCAUGUGAAGACCAUGUGGUACCCAGAGAUCAAGCACUUCUGUCCCCGCGCGCCUGUCAUCCUGGUGGGCUGCCAGCUCGACCUGCGCUAUGCCGACCUGGAGGCCGUCAAUCGGGCACGGCGACCCUUGGCCAGGCCAAUCAAACCCAACGAGAUCCUUCCCCCGGAGAAGGGGAGGGAGGUAGCCAAGGAGCUGGGCAUCCCCUACUACGAGACGAGUGUGGUGGCCCAGUUUGGCAUCAAGGACGUCUUUGACAAUGCCAUCCGUGCCGCCCUCAUCUCCCGCCGUCACCUACAGUUCUGGAAGUCCCACCUCCGCAACGUACAGCGGCCUCUUCUCCAAGCCCCCUUCCUUCCCCCCAAGCCCCCUCCACCCAUCAUCAUCGUCCCAGACCCCCCUUCCAACAACGAGGAGCGUCCAGCCCACCUCUUGGAGGACCCCCUGUGCGCGGACGUCAUCCUGGUGCUGCAAGAGAAGAUCAAAAUCUACGCACACAAGAUCUACCUCUCCACCUCCUCCUCCAAAUUUUACGACCUGUUCCUCAUGGACCUGAGCGAGGAGGACCAGCAGAGCACCGCGGGGCACGGCUUUGGGGUGGCCGUCACCGCGGCCGCCGAGCGGAUGCUGCACCAAGAGGAGAGGCACCACGGGCGGGAUUUCCUCCUGCGAGCUGCUAGUUUCGAUAUCUGCGAGAGCACCGAGGAGGCUGGGUCUGGCCAGCGAAAACCGUGCCUUAGAGCCUCCACCAGUGAUGGGAUCCUGCGGGGCAACCGCUACGAGAACGGGGAGCACGGGCUGCGGCGGGGAAGGAACCUCUCCUCUUGGAGCCGGGCUUUCACCAGCAUCCAGGAGGAGAUGGCAGAAGACCCGCUGACCUACAAGUCCAAGCUCAUGGUGGUGGUGAAGAUGGAUGCUUCCAUCCAGCCAGGUCCUUUCCGGGCCGUGCUGAAGUACCUGUACACAGGGGAGCUGGAUGAGAACGAGCGGGACCUCAUGCACAUUGCUCACAUUGCUGAGCUGCUGGAGGUGUUCGACCUCCGGAUGAUGGUGGCCAACAUCCUCAACAACGAGGCGUUCAUGAACCAGGAGAUCACCAAAGCCUUCCACGUCCGGAGGACCAACCGGGUGAAGGAAUGCCUGGCCAAGGGGACUUUUUCGGAUGUCACCUUCGUGCUGGAUGAUGGUGCUAUCAGUGCCCACAAGCCCUUGCUCAUCUCCAGCUGCGACUGGAUGGCCGCAAUGUUCGGCGGCCCCUUCGUGGAGAGCUCCACCAACGAGGUGGCACUUCCUUACACCAGCAAGAGCUGCAUGCGGGCGGUGCUGGAGUACCUCUACACCGGGCAGUUCAGCUCCAGCCCCGACCUCGACGACAUGAAGCUCAUCAUCCUCGCCAACCGCCUCUGCCUGCCGCACUUGGUGGCCCUCACCGAGCAGUACACCGUCACCGGCCUGAUGGAGGCGGCCCAGAUGAUGGUGGACAUCGAUGGGGAUGUGCUCGUGUUCCUGGAGCUGGCUCAGUUCCACUGCGCCUACCAGCUCGCCGACUGGUGCCUCCAUCACAUCUGCACCAACUACAACAACGUCUGCCGCAAGUUCCCCCGGGACAUGAAGGCCAUGUCGGGAGAGAACCAGGAGUACUUCGAGAAGCACCGCUGGCCGCCGGUGUGGUACCUGAAGGAGGAGGAUCACUACCAGCGGGCGAAGAAGGAGCGGGAGAAGGAAGACUACCUCCACCUCAAACGGCAGCCCAAGAGGCGGUGGCUCUUCUGGAACGCCUCCACCUCCCCUUCCUCCUCUCCUUCAUCGUCGGCAGCCACAGCCUCCUCUUCCUCCUCCUCCUCCUCCUCGGCUGUGGUUUGAAAGCCCGUCCUUGCCCUGGCUCCAGCAUCCCUGGGAGGAGACGGGGAGGAGGAGGAGGAGGAGGAAGAGUGGGGUGACCUGCCCCAGCGCCAAGUGUGGAGCGGACGCCACCGGCCAAAGCCCCAGAGGAGACGGGGGUAGCGGGGGCUUGUCCCUGCGGAGGGGCUCGGGGCCGGGCGCCAGCCCCCGGCGCUCCUGGAGCCCUGCUCUCCCCGCGCCGCAGCUGCCAGCACGCUGCAGGACUGGCAGAGACCGAGCAGCAGGAGAAACUCAUGUUUACAGGAGCACGAGGGCUGUGUUGUGGUUUUAUUUUGGUUUCGUUUUGGUUUUUUGGUUUUGUUUUCGUUUGGACAUCAGCUGCAUGAGGAAGAAGAAGAAACCCAUCCAGCUUCCACUUGAAUUUGUAAGCAGAAGCUGCGGGAUGUGGUUGGUUUGUCUGAUGGCACGUUGUCACCCUGGGCAGCCGGAGCCGCUGUGGGGGUCCUGCCACCCCCUUCGACUUGCAGCAGGGUUAGGCAUGGUGCAGGGGACCCCGGUCCCCAGACGCCUCCAGGCACUGCAGCAUCCUUCCUUCUACUCACAAGUGGGGUCUGUCCUAAUUUGGGGAGCAGGAGGGGGCAGGAGCCCUCUCCUCCCUGCCUCUUAAUUUCUCUUUUAUUUAAGAAGAAAACUUAAAGCAAAAAAAACUCCAACACCCAAUCAUCCCAAACCCACCCGCCCACCCCAACUUGCCACACCAGAAACCAACCCCAGGCUCUUGGCUUGGGAUUUUAGCCUGGAAGGCUCCAUUGUAAUAAAUGGUAUUUUAAAAGCC
Messenger RNA from Falco peregrinus (peregrine falcon), 3324 nucleotides. RefSeq names its product Rho related BTB domain containing 2 (gene RHOBTB2). Bases 303 to 2510 code for a protein of 735 amino acids. Lineage: Eukaryota; Metazoa; Chordata; Aves; Falconiformes; Falconidae. The record is from RefSeq and is a predicted model, not a curated record. The transcript is spliced from 10 exons. Gene Ontology annotation, biological process: small GTPase-mediated signal transduction. Gene Ontology annotation, molecular function: GTPase activity; protein binding; GTP binding.